GAAGGCCACGCCUCCUCCUCUCUCUGCCUCCACCUUCUCCUUAUCCCUUCAGCCUGGAAGCUGGAGUUAGGAGACACGAACACGAGAGAAGACGGGGGACUGGGGUGUUUCCUUGAGCAAUCUUUACUCCCUGGAGGAGGGGGCGUCAACUACAGCCCGCCGCACAGAACGGGGAGACGGCUAAGAGGAGCCUGACUGCGUUUGACACCGGGGUAAGACGAUGAAGUAACAGAGAUGCUUCCCUUUGUGAUAGCCACCCUGGGUACAGCAGGGGCCCCCUGCAAAUCCUCUAACUGCAACAACAGCACCAAGGAUUACUGCUACAGUGCCCGUAUUCGCAGCACUGUGCUUCAAGGGUUGCCCUUCGGAGGGGUGCCUACAGUCCUGGCCCUUGAUUUUAUGUGCUUUCUUGCACUGCUGUUUGUUUUUUCCAUUUUACGCAAAGUGGCCUGGGACUAUGGGCGGCUGGCUCUGGUGACUGAUGCUGACAGGCAACGACGCUGGCAGUUGGAACAAGAGGAACGGGAAUAUGUGGCAUCUGCCCUGCAUUCUGACAGCCAUGAUCGUUAUGAACGCCUCACCUCCGUCUCCAGCUCUGUUGACUUCGACCAAAGAGACAAUGGCUUCUGUUCCUGGUUAACAGCAAUCUUCAGGAUAAAAGACGACGAGAUCCGGGAUAAGUGUGGGGGUGAUGCAGUCCAUUACCUCUCCUUUCAGCGGCACAUCAUAGGACUGCUAGUUGCUGUAGGUGUCCUCUCUGUGGGCAUUGUACUGCCAGUGAACUUCUCAGGGGAUCUGCUAGUUCCAGAACACUCUUGUCCAAUCCAUGGAAAGGAAUGCCAAGAGAACAACCCCUACAGCUUUGGGAGAACAACUAUUGCUAACUUGAAUUCGGGGGAUGACCUCUUAUGGCUGCAUACCUCCUUUGCCUUCUUGUACCUGUUGCUGACUGUGUACAGCAUGCGCCGCCACACUUCCAAGAUGCGCUACAAGGAAGAUGACUUGGUGAAGCGAACUCUCUUCAUAAAUGGUAUCUCAAAGUAUGCUGAGCCUGAGAAGAUCAAAAAACAUUUUGAAGAGGCCUAUGCCAAUUGCACGGUGCUGGAGGCUCGCCCCUGCUAUGACGUGGCCCGGUUGAUGUUCCUCGAUGCUGAGAGGAAAAAGGCAGAGCGAGGAAAAAUCUAUUUUACCAACUUGCAGGCCAAGGAGAACACCCCAUCUAUGAUCAACCCUAAGCCUUGUGGUCAUCUUUGCUGUUGUACUAUCAAAGGCUGUGAAGAGGUGGAAGCCAUUGAGUACUACACCAAACUGGAGGAAAAGCUCAAGGAGGACUACAAGAAGGAAAAGGAGAAGGUGAACGAAAAGCCAUUGGGGAUGGCCUUUGUCACUUUCCACAAUGAGGCCAUUACAGCCAUAAUCCUUAAAGAUUUCAACGUGUGCAAAUGCCAAGGUUGCACGUGCCGUGGGGAACCGAGAGUGUCUUCCUGCAGCGAGUCCCUCCAUGUCUCAAACUGGACAGUCUCAUAUGCUCCUGACCCUCAGAACAUUUAUUGGGAGCAUCUAUCCAUCCGUGGCUUCAUCUGGUGGUUCCGCUGCCUCAUCAUCAAUGUGGUGCUCUUCAUCCUGCUCUUCUUCCUCACCACUCCUGCCAUCAUCAUCACCACUAUGGACAAGUUCAAUGUCACAAAGCCUGUGGAGUACCUGAAUAAUCCCAUCAUCACCCAGUUCUUCCCUACCCUGCUGCUGUGGUGCUUCUCUGCUCUGCUUCCCACAAUUGUGUAUUAUUCAGCAUUCUUUGAAGCCCACUGGACCAGGUCUGGAGAGAAUAGGACAACUAUGCACAAAUGUUACACCUUCCUCAUCUUCAUGGUCUUGCUGCUACCAUCUCUGGGAUUGAGCAGUCUGGAUGUGUUUUUCCGCUGGCUGUUUGACAAAAAAUUCCUGGCUGAAGCUACAGUGAGAUUUGAGUGCGUAUUCUUGCCAGACAAUGGGGCCUUUUUUGUGAACUAUGUCAUUGCUUCUGCAUUUAUUGGAAAUGCCAUGGAUUUGCUACGCAUCCCCGGCCUGCUAAUGUACAUGAUUCGGCUCUGCCUGGCCCGCUCAGCUGCUGAACGCAGGAAUGUCAAACGGCAUCAGGCCUAUGAAUUCCAGUUUGGGGCUGCUUAUGCCUGGAUGAUGUGCGUCUUCACUGUCGUUAUGACUUACAGUAUCACCUGUCCCAUCAUUGUUCCAUUUGGUCUGAUGUACAUGCUACUGAAGCACCUGGUGGACAGGUACAACCUGUAUUAUGCUUACCUGCCAGCCAAGCUGGACAAGAAGAUCCAUUCAGGGGCUGUGAACCAGGUGGUGGCAGCCCCUAUCCUCUGCCUCUUUUGGCUCCUUUUCUUCUCUACUGUGCGCACAGGGUUUCUGGCUUUUACAUCCAUGUUCACCUUUGUGGUUCUCGUCAUCACCAUAGUGAUCUGCUUGUGUCACGUCUGCUUUGGACACUUCAAAUACCUCAGUGCUCACAAUUACAAGAUUGAUCACACGGAGGCAGAUGCUGUGGAUGGAAGGGAAAACGGACGACCAGCUGCCAACCCACCAGCUCCAAAAUCAGCUAAGUACAUUGCCCAAGUGCUGCAAGAUUCUUCGCCCGAGGGUGAUGUGGCUGAAUCUGAGGAACGGGGGUCCCAAGACGAGGAGCUCAUCAACCCGAACGGCAUGAACGAUACGGAUUUCCAGUCCUGCGAAGACAGCCUGAUAGAAAAUGAGAUCCACCAUUAGGGAUAUAGAAGUGUGCGAAGGAGCAGGGGAGUCUCAUGAGCUGAAGAGGUUGUUGCACACUGUGUGUAUGUGUGUGUGUGUGAGAGAGAGAGAGUGACAGAGAGAGAGGUAAUAGAACUGGAGGGAAGGGCAACUCAAGAGAGGCACCAACCACUGCUCCUUCCCACCAACCUGGCUGCUGCAUUUCUGCUCGUUCCAAGAUGGUGAAGGGACUCUUGCAUCAGUCCUUCAUUUCCUCCUGCCUUUUCAGUCACAGUUCUCUCUCUCUGUCCCCAUCCCCUCAGGAUGGAAGGGGAAUUUAUCUGACAUGCUACCUACCCUUAACAACUACUGCAAACUCUACCAGGCCAAGCUGGAGUGGAGGGCGUUGCCUUGCUUCUUGCUGCUCCCACUGUGAUGGGGAGGGGAGCAGAGGCCAGCCAGGACAACAGGAGUCUGAAUGCUUCCUAGCGGCAAGAUUCGUCUCCUCCUGGAGCACGCCCUUGACAGCUCACCCUGGUCCCAGUCUAGAAUCAUGAACACUAAUCGCUUACUAAGCUUAAAAGAGAACUGAGCUUUAAUCAAGGUUCUGGAUUUCCAAGCUAAGUGUCGAUGGCUUUGAUCCUGGCAGGGAUUGGUGGUUCCAGCCACACACAGCUGUUUUUAAUUUAUGUACAAACCUCCUACAUGGCUGUGCAUCGGCAAGCAUUCCUGCUCCAGUGCCCAAGAUGCAGCCCUGUGAUAACCUGAUGUCUUGACCAGUCCUUCCCACUCUGUCUCUCCCAGGGAAUGGUUGCCCAUGAGCAGUCUAGAGGCAGAGGUGUUGUACAAAAAGGGGCUGCCUCUGCGUGCCCUACGCAAUGGAAGCCGCAACUGGAUUCUGCUGCCCAGUGUCAGAGACUCGCCAGUGAGCAACUGCAAAAGGCAAAAACGUUUAUGGUGGCAAAGAGGACCCUUGCAGGGCAAGGGGGUGAACAGGGAAAAGGCAGGAAUGAUUGCCCCAACCAGACUAACACUACUUCUUGUCAGCCUCCCACCCCCGCCAUUCCUGAACAAACUAUAGUGGCCCAUGUUAAGAAAUGCCCUGGGUCUUGAUCCUGGGACACAAUGAUUUGGGCUACUCAGCAUUUUUGCACAUUUUUGUUUUACCUUAAGCUGACUAAAACCCAAAUGUUCUCCUGCCCCAUCCCCCAGUUGUAGGGAAGAGAAGGGUUGGUUUGCUGAAGAGGGAGAGAUUGCUGGAUCCUAGGUGCUGUCCAGCCUUCUGACUCCCCCACAUUCACCUCAGGGUCUUGCACAAGGCCUCCUGAAGGUCCACUUCUUGGCAGCUCCUCUCUGUUUUACCAGCCCCUUUGCCUUGCAUGCGACUCCAAGGAAUUGCCUUCCAACUCCAGGCGUCGCAGUCUCGUGAGCUUUGGUCUUCAAGAGAUGCUAAGCCUCCAUCCAAACAUUGUCUGCAUUGCUUGCACAGAAGGCUGGGAUUGCCCAGAGUUCAACCCAUAGGGCUCUUAGCUUCUCCUUCAGUGGGGGGAAAUCUUAGCUUCUUUAAGAUCGGCAUGAACCAAAGGUUGUCAUAGAAUCAUCUUCUAUAGGCACUUUAAUGAGAAAGGGCAGGGCUGGGGCUGUGGGCUUUGAUGUGCAUGACCCACCCUUUGGGGUGGCUUGGGGAGGGAAGAUGUGGAACAGCCCCAGUUUCCUUUUUCUUUUCUGGUGAGAUGUGUCUUUUUCUGGGCUGUGCAAGGUCAAGUGACUGAGGUGAGCUGGUUCUCUGUUUUGAGAUUAAUCCCUUCUCCAAACUACCGCUGCUACCUCCCACUCUCCAUCAUGAGAAAUGUAAAGGAGGACGUAAAUCCUGCUGUUCAGCUGUUUUUAAUUUUUGCUUUCCCUUCCUUUCUUCUAUUUCCUGUCUACCACAAGCAGCCUUUGAGAGUUUAUGCCAGUGUUAGGAGGAAGCAGAGACUGUAAUGAUGCUCCCCACAGUCACAUACACAUGCCUCCAAAUGGGAGACCAGUGGUCCAGAGGGUUUUGUAGAGGUUAACAAACCAAGAUUUCUACCACUGGACAGGGCUGUACAGGGAGGAACAUUUUUGCUUCCCCAACAUCGUCAAAGCAGGAAGCUGAAGCACUGGAAGCAGAGGAGACUCAAUCAAGGUUGCAGAAGUCAGGCCUAAACCCAAGAAGGCCUUGCUUGAAGCUUCUUGACCAGGAUUCCCAGCAAAAUGGGAGGAGGAGGAGGAGCUGGACUUCAUACUCCCUUCCAGGAAGGGAGGAGUGGGAGUUAAAGGAGCCCAAUUCACCCUUGGAAAAUGGGCCACAUUUUGUGGUGGAUUUUCUUUUAUGGUGUUUUCUGGGGGACGAGGUGGCAGAGGCAAAUCUGUGUUUAGAGCAUCCCUCGUUCUCCCCCCCACUUAACCCACACUACAGCUGAAAUGCACAGAGGUUUUAUUUUGUUUGUUUGUUCCAGGAUGUCUCUCUGAUACUGUCUAGAAAUAGUCUGUGUCCCAUGCCAGGGAUUCCUGUCUGUGCCCGUACUGGUCCCUUGGCACCAUAUCCCUAAGCCCAGCCAUCACUGCCCCAUCUGCAGCAGCCCCACCACCUCAGCCUGCCCUCGAUGCAGCAAGAGCUGACUGGAAUGGCUCUGAUCUCUCUGUACAUACAGCUGCAGCGGAGGGUGGGCCUAUGCUGGUGGUUAAUGGAUGUGUUGGGUGUGGACCAUUGGUGCUCCCUUGCAGGGAGCUGUGUUCUAACUGGCACUUUGUCUGUGUAGAGAUGUGUAUAAUACCCUGUAUAUAUUUGUGUAAAAAAGCAAAAAAAGAACUUAUCAUA
This is a messenger RNA of Heteronotia binoei (common prickly gecko), 5572 nucleotides long. It is a transcript of the gene TMEM63B, whose product is annotated as transmembrane protein 63B. Gene Ontology annotation, molecular function: calcium-activated cation channel activity. The coding region runs from base 235 to 2766 and encodes 843 amino acids. Gene Ontology annotation, cellular component: plasma membrane. The transcript is spliced from 25 exons. The record is from RefSeq and is a predicted model, not a curated record. NCBI's taxonomy places the organism in Eukaryota, Metazoa, Chordata, Lepidosauria, Squamata, Gekkonidae.